CGUUCGGUGACGUCAGGACGUAACACUGGCAACUGAAGCCGCUACGCACGUGACUUUUCCCGUACUAGCCGAUUCCUUCAUAUGGUGGCUAUGGCUCCCCCACGUGUGUCAGCGUUCGCUGUUUUCCAGCAGGCAAAGCAUGAGGAGAAUCCGCAGUUUGGUUUGAAGAAAAACAAAGGUGCCAACUCAAAGUCUCCACAAAAGGUGCUGAAAAAGAAAAAGAAUUCAAGGCGCAAAGCACUAUUAAAAAAUGCAAAACCCAAAGAAGAUAGCUGCCACACGUUACAAACACUUAUUUCCUCAAAUAAAAAAAACUCAACUAAAGGAGGCAAAACACCAGGCAAUGGGAAAGGACUGCCAGCUCAGCAGCUAAAGGAGUCGAAAAAUUACAGCAAACACCUUGGCCCCCCGCUGGACUCUGUACUAAAGAGUGUGGGAAAUAUCCAGAACAGUAGAGAAAGAGCCAAAGCCCUGUUUGAAUGGAUUAUUUCUCCCGUCAAACCAGAUGACUUCUUCAAAUGUAUUUGGGAGAAGAAGCCUGCAUUAAUAAAGCGGCACAACACCAAAUACUACAACGGAUUCUUUUCCACUUCAGAGUUUGACCGGAUUCUCAGAGAAGAAAAUGUGCAGUUUGGUGUUAACUUAGAUGUCACCAGUUAUACUGAUGGCGUACGAGAGACGCACAAUCCUCCUGGCAGAGCCUUACCCAUGGUUGUAUGGGACUACUACAAGAAUGGCUGUUCACUGAGAUUAUUGAAUCCUCAGAGCUUCUCCUACACAGUGUGGAAUGUUUUGUCUGUGCUACAGGAACUUUUUGGAAGCAUGGUUGGGGCAAACACGUACCUAACCCCUCCUGGCACGCAGGGGUUUGCACCACAUUAUGAUGACAUUGAGGCAUUUGUGGUUCAGUUGGAAGGCAAGAAACACUGGAGGGUCUACAAUCCAAGGAACUCAUCAGAAAUACUUCCUCAGUUCUCAAGUGUUAAUUUCAAUGACGGAAACAUCGGGGAGCCUGUUUUAGAAACUAUUUUGGAAGCUGGAGACCUUCUGUACUUUCCUAGAGGGUUUAUUCACCAAGGUGUCUGCCUUCCUGAUGCCCACUCCUUACACAUAACGGUUUCUUCAUUUCAGCGAAACAGUUGGGUCGACCUGCUGGACAAGCUUGUUCCAGCAGCCCUGAGGAUUGCUGCUGAAGAUGAUGUUGAGUUUCGGAGGGGGCUUCCUUUGGAUUACCUGGAUUACAUGGGCGUACAGAAUGCUGAAUCGUUGGACCCAAGGAGAGCAAACUUCAUAGAAAAGGUUCGGGUGUUGAUGAGGAAGUUGGCAGAGUAUGCGCCCGUCGAUGCUGCUGUAGAUCAGAAGGCGAAGGCAUUUCUGCAUGAUUGCUUACCUCCUGUACUGACACCUGCUGAAAAAGACCACAGUGUGUAUGGAGCUCCAGCAAGGUGGGAGAAUGGAGACGUGAAAGACAGCAUCAUACAGGUUGAGAAAGACACACGGAUAAGGUUUUUGAGAGGCGGGAUAGCAAGAUUGGGUAGUGAAGGAGAUGCCUGUUUCCUGUAUUACUCCACAGAUAACUCCAGAGUCUACCACAGGGAGGAGCCAAAGUCUAUUGAAGUUGAUGCUGAGCAUGUGGAUGCAAUAGAAUAUCUUCUUUAUUGUUAUCCUCAAUAUGUGACUGUGGAAAGCCUUCCCUGUGAAGACCUAGAUACCAAGCUUGCUGUGGCCAACAUGUUAUUUGAGAAGGGUCUGCUGAUCACCAAAGAACUUCUGACUCCAAAAAAUGCUGAGGAAAAUGAGUGAAUAAUAUUUUGGAACCAAGUAAUUUCUUAAGACUGUGAAGAGAAUGUGUCCGGCCUUCGGAGGAAUAACCUCAGGAGUGUAUCAGGAGGAGGAUCACCCACAAGCCGCCAAUACUUUUUAGAUCUAGUAAAUCUACUAGAUUGGACUACCCGAUGUCUGUUUUCUACGCUGUUCAUACAGCCAUAAGGGAUAAUGAUGAUAAACGUUUUAUUUCUAAGUCUAAUUCAGGAUGUUCAACUAUACACGAAUGUAAUAUUUCUUUGAAAUGUAAAUUUAGGGAACUGAAUGAUCUUAUAAAAGCUUAGAAAUGGUUCAGGAAUACUGUAUAUUUAAUACCAAGUUCACUUAAAAUUUUGUCCUUCUCCGGUUAGCUCCUUUUUUUUUUUUUUUUUUUUUUAAACCUUCCCACCCCCCUUCUUCCCCCUCCAUUUCCUUCGCAUUUUUGGACGCAUUUAACAAGCAUUUGCGUCUUUUCUCCCAGUGGUCAUUAGUUUUAGUUUUUGGCCUAAAAAGGGCAUAGUUUGUGUAGUGGCUUUUAAACCCAUUUCUUAUCAUAUUUUUUUAAUGGAAAAAAAAAGUUCAAAAUAAGGGGUUGAAAAGUUACAGAUUAUAAAUUCCAACCACUCUCUGCUCUUCCCUUUGACCCAUACUACUACUAGUGUUUAUCUGUGACCAUGCCUGCAUGCUUUAUUUUAUAUACCGUCUGCAGUGUUGUGUGGGUAGACACCAGAAAGACCAGUGGUGUCCACAUACUUUUUGCCAUGUAGAAUAUGUAAACUUAGUAUGUACCAUUGCUAAGAUGCCAAUGUCCUAGUAUACUUAGGAAAAUAAAAUCCGGGACCUCACUGGUUGCUAUUAAGGGGGGGGGGGG
Messenger RNA from Hyla sarda, 2674 nucleotides. It is a transcript of the gene RIOX1, whose product is annotated as ribosomal oxygenase 1. Gene Ontology annotation, molecular function: histone H3K4 demethylase activity; histone H3K36 demethylase activity. Lineage: Eukaryota; Metazoa; Chordata; Amphibia; Anura; Hylidae. The transcript has 15 exons. The record is from RefSeq and is a predicted model, not a curated record. The coding region runs from base 82 to 1803 and encodes 573 amino acids. Gene Ontology annotation, cellular component: nucleolus.